UAUACUUCUUUUUUUUAACUAAUCUGGAUGUUUCACUGAAGAAACAAUUUAUCAUCCACAAUAUUAAAUACCUCGCUGGCACUUUAUAGGUAGGAGCCUCUUUGAAACACAGCUCUGAAGUUUUGUCUUUAAAAAGAAGAAAAACAUAUCUUUUAAUCGCGAUUAACCUGUUAACCCCCACCCGUUUUUUUAGGUUUCUGCUCAAAAUGACAUACCCAAACUAAAAAGGGUGUAGCUCUGCAACCACACAAGCUAUUUGAAUAAUGUUGGUGUUAUAAUAAAGGGAACACAAUGAGCUUUUGUUCAGAUGUGUAAAUAUUAGCAUAUAUGUUACUGGUUAAGAGUAAAUAAAGAUGAAUCUUCUAUUUUCAUAGAAGUUUCAGGUUCGAUUAGAAAAAAAAGCACUUUCAGGAUGAAUAUAUCCUGGAUGGAUGCACAGCAAAGGCCUAAAAUCACCCAGAUAAUAAUACAACUUGUGAACAGACUCUCUGCAAAGUUUGACUCAGAAAAAUUAAAGCAGAACAAUAGAUGGAGACUUUUUAGUAAAGAGAAUUUAGGCGAGGUCUCUAAAAUUUGCAUUUGGGCACAUUGAAGCACCAUCUGUGCCAUUUGACUUUUCUCAUGUGCCAAACCAUUUAUUUCACUUUCACUUUUACUUGUGGUGAUCAAUACAUGCAAAUACAUCAUUAUGUGGCUUUAAAACAGUAAAUCAAAGAUAAAAAAACGAUCAAACAAAGUGGUGCUGUGCGCGUGCGUGCUGUGCGUAAAGCCGGUUUUUGGAUCUGUCACAGCGCAGCUGUUGCGCGUGCAGAUAUCUCCGCCGGGGAAGGGCGGAUUUUAAAGAACGACACGUCAUUGGAAUACUUAGAGCCAAUAGAAUCGAUUGGUACCAAGAAAGACAAGAUUGACAGCACUGUGAACCAAUAGGAGACAGAAAGGCGUCACCAUAUUUGAAAUGUGAAAUCCGAUUUGCUGAAAUUGAACUUCCUGACAGCUGAUUAUGACGCUUCCCCAAAAGUCCGCCUGGUUUUUAAAGGGACAUACACACACACUGAAGCCAUGCCAGCUGGAAUGCAGGGGAGAGAAACGUUUUUUCUUCUUCUCAAGAACAAAAGUAUGUUGAAUUUGCUGAAUGUAAAGCUAUGAAGCGAUUCAUAUUUCUGUGUUCUUUGGCUUAUAUCUCCGUGAUACUUUGGUGUAGAAGGAUUCUGUAAAGAUAUUUAGAAUCUGUGUGAAGUCCUCUUGCUUUUGAACAUCUCUUCUUUUAUGAUUGCACAAAGCUACAUGUCGCUAGCUACGGAAACGUUCUGAGUGGGCCGACACCUGACAAAAUUAUGAUUAUGAUAUUUGUAUUUUUAUUUCAGUUGGUGUUUGAGUUGUGUUUAAAUGGCUCACUGAUACUUGUAGCCCCAGUUGUCUUCUUUAAUUUGAUGUACAACAUCAAUAUAUUUGCUCAUGUUUAUUAUAAUAUUAUAGACAGUUUAGAACAAAACAUCAAAUCUGCCCCACAGGUGGGGCAAUGGGGCUUAAGUGGUUAAUGAAUUUCAAAAUGUGCGAUUAAUUAGUUAAUUUUUUUUAAUCGAUUGACAGCCCUAGUAUAUAUGUAUAUACAUAUAUAUAUACAUAUGUCUAUACAUAUAUAUAUACAUAUGUAUAUAUAUAUGUACAUAUAUGUAAUAAAUGACCGAAUUCAGAGGCGCUUUGUCAGACCAAAAAAAUUGUUUUAUUUCCACUAUAAAUAAGACAACUUUGGUUUUCUGUUGAUUCUUUUCAUUUAAUUUAAAUAUAUUAAUUCAUAUUAAGUUAAAACCGGCUCAGUUUUUAUUUUUGGGGGGAACAUCCUGUGUGUUCCCUCCACUUCCGGUUCUCCGUGCCCGUUGCCAUGGAGACGCGACCACAACAAACACCGCGCUGCAGCCCGAAGGAGCCGGUCCCACCGAAAGAUUCACAUCAGACAUCAAACAAAGAGCAAGAAGAGGAGGAGGAAGAGGGGGAGGAUCAUGCCGAAGAACAGAGAAGGAAAGACGGAGGAGGAGAGGCUGAUGCUCCUGCAGCAGAGGUCUCGGGCUGAGGAGGAGAUGAAGAAGAAGAAGGAGGAGAUCCUCACUCUGUUCCUGGAGGACAAGCUGAGGAAGGAGGAGAAGAACUCGGCCGUCAACCUGCUGAAGCUCAACGAAGGCUGGAGGUCGCUUCUCCGCCUGACACCAGCAGGAGAACUGAGAGGAGGCGUAGAGGAGCUGAGGCCGAGCUGUGAGAGGGAGCUGGACGGCCUGGACAGCGUGGUCAAGACUCUGGGGCGUGAUCUCCAGGAGGCGGAGCUUCAGCGGUCCCAGGUGAGGCGUGUCCACCUGCAGCAGGCGGAGCUUCUGUUGGCGCUGCAGCGUGAGCGUGUGACGAGGCUGCAGGAGCAGUGGGAGGAGGAGCUGCAGCAGCUGGGCGGGAGGUGCUCCCAGGAGAGGAAGCAGCUGCUGUGUGAGGCGGUGCAGCGGCGAGCUGAUGUGGAGGACGGCGUGUUCUCAGUGGAGCAGCAGCACAAAGCUGCGAUGGACGACGUCCACAAACUGUACCGUAAACGCAUCUGGGCGAUUGAGGAAUCUCACAAUCGAAGGAUAGCAGCUAUGAUCUUUGAGAAGAAGGAGCAGCUGAGGAAGGAGACCCUCCAGAACCAGGAGGAGGCGCAGAUCUGCUGCAGCGGAGAAGAGAAGCUGAAGAAGGGGCAGGCGGACAGCCAGCACCUCCAAACACAGACGGGCCGGGACGAGCAGGCCGCGAGUUUACUGCAGCAGGAGGUGGUCCGCCUGCGGGUGGAGGUGAGCGUGAGAGAGGAGGAGCAUCAGGCUUCAGCGGCGGUCCUGAAAGCGGCCUGUGGACACGUGAGCAGGAGGACGCGCUCGCUCCGGGACGAGCUGGUCGGGGACAGCGCGGCAGCCUGGACGCGUCUCACCGCGCUGACCCUCCAGAGCGCCGCGGCCGCCGGGAGACUGAAGGCCGACGUCGCCAAGGGUCUCAAGGUUUUACAAGUUGCCGACAUGGUUCGUAAACUGGAGAGAAAGCAGGACGUCUUCGUAAGGAGACAGGAGACGACUGGCCCAGAGACAGAGGGACCGGACGAGGACAUGUCAGCGCUGCAGCAGCUGAGGAUGAGGAUGAACUCGUCUGUCCUCCAGCGAGCGUCUCUGAGGACACGCAGAGACGAUCUGAGUGGAGACAACCGGCGGCUGCGGCGGCGGCUGCGGCGGCAGAUGGAUGCCAUGACGGUCAGCGACCAGGAGCUCGGCACGCGCCACGCUCUGCUCACGGUGCAGCGGGCCCCCGUGGCCCCGCCCCCCACACCGUCAUCACGGCCACCCACGCUGGCAAACCCUCGCUGUGACGUCGUUGUGAAUGUCAAUCCUUCUCAUUGUUCUUUGAUGAAAUAAAAACUCCUCGAUGGUCCUCUGAA
Pseudoliparis swirei is the source of this 3442-nucleotide messenger RNA. RefSeq names its product coiled-coil domain containing 65 (gene drc2). The record is from RefSeq and is a predicted model, not a curated record. Bases 2001 to 3419 code for a protein of 472 amino acids. Gene Ontology annotation, biological process: axonemal dynein complex assembly; cilium-dependent cell motility; regulation of cilium movement. NCBI's taxonomy places the organism in Eukaryota, Metazoa, Chordata, Actinopteri, Perciformes, Liparidae. The transcript has 9 exons. Gene Ontology annotation, cellular component: axoneme; axonemal dynein complex.